This is a messenger RNA of Suillus paluster, 1773 nucleotides long. RefSeq lists its product as uncharacterized. Gene Ontology annotation, molecular function: FAD binding. The record is from RefSeq and is a predicted model, not a curated record. Lineage: Eukaryota; Fungi; Basidiomycota; Agaricomycetes; Boletales; Suillaceae. The transcript is spliced from 10 exons. Bases 286 to 1773 code for a protein of 495 amino acids.
AGGGCCUCGAAAUUCAAUAGCAGCCAAUCGAAUUGGUUUCGAGGCGCCUGCAUAACGUAAUCCUGCAGUGAUUUACAUCAUCUUCAUUUGUCCAUUUCACUAGAGCCACCCUGAUGUCUCAAUUGCAACUACACAUACAUUAUUGUAUUACAUUUCCACCGCGUUUCCUUUUCAUUUCUGCCACCCUACUUUUUCUCCUUGGUGUCUGGUGCGAACAUCUAAUCUAUUUUGCAUGGACCUGCUCCAAUUCGGACGGUCACGGAAUCAUGCAACAAGCUGUUCACGAUGAUGCAAUCCAUCUCCGCCAACCAGCCAUGGAUGAGGGCCGAGGGUCAGGAUGUCGCUGACGCAGCUUUCCCGUGGUUGCAGGCCAUCAAAGCUGCCGAGUACUACUGCAUUCAGAGCAUUGUGUCACUUACUAUGAUACAGAUUAUCAUAAGUCAACUGCCAGCAUUCACUGGCACAUCUCCGCCCCCCUUUUCCCAUCAUAAUUACUCACAGAGCACGCGAAAACUGGCCCUUGUAUUGAGUAAGAUGUCAUUGACUUCGAUAUGUGUGCCCCGCAUUCAUCCCCUCGACAAAGCCCUUCCCCUGCUCAAACGUCCUGAAUCUUACCUACCCAACAAACGAAUACGCAAACCUGAUAGAGUGAGAUCUGCUGCAUCGGAUGACCCACUCCCAGAGGGUCUAGGCCCACUUGAACAAGAGGUCUCAGGAUCACUGGUCUAUCUAAAGGACAAUUAUCAUUGGGCAUCUUCGAGUAGUCAACUCUCUGCUUGCUCCUUCGAACCUGGCACCACUGAGGACCUCGGCAAAGUGCUCCAAAUAUUGGGAGAGACCAAGACACCGUUUGCAAUUAAAAGCGGUGGUCACGCGACCAACCCAAAUGUUUCGUCAACCCCAGGCGUUCAGAUCGCGAUGUAUUCAUUUUCAGACAUCACAUUUGACUCAGAUACCCAGACAGCAACCAUUGGCACUGGUAACGUAUGGGAUGACGUCUAUUCAAUGCUGGAAGAAUACGGUGUGAAUGCUGUAGGGGGGAAAGUCACUGGCGUCGGAGUUGGCGGCAUCAUACUUGGUGGAGGAUAUUCGUAUCUGACAAACCAGUAUGGGCUGGCAAUCGACAACGUGAUAUCGUACGAACUCGUUUUGCCCAAUGGCACGGUGACUACAGUGACCAGCUCCAGAGACCCAGAUUUGUUCUUCGGCUUGCGGGGAGGUUUCAAUAACUUUGUGCGUGGUUCUCUACAGCAGUACCGCGUGAAAUACUGGACUGACACCUUCCCUCCCCGCAGGGAAUUAUUAUCCAUGUCACUCUCAAAACGUAUCCUCAAUAAGUUUGGUGCAGAUCGACUCAGCGCAGCAAACGCAGCCAUCGCCAAGUUCCCGGCGAACGUUACAGAUACCAAGGCAGCGAUAUACAGCACAUAUGACUAUGUCUUAGGAUCGUUUUCACAGUCGAAUGCGUUCUAUGAUGCGCCUACUUACCCGGAUGGUAUCUUCGAUGACUUUUUGGCGAUUCCACACAUCGAGGAAGAUAUUUCUACCCGAUCCUACGUGUCCUUUAUCCGAGCUCUCCCGAUGAACGAUACAGCCGUGUUCAAUUCCAUAGCGAUCGAGGAAUGGACCGAGUCCUUGUUAAACGACAUUGCCGAAGAGACACUUGUGAGCAUCAGGAUAUCUACUGGAGAGAAUCUGGCGCGUCUGCAGGAUAUCGAGAAGGCUGUUGAUCCAGAUAACGUGAUGGAGCUCGCUGGAGGGUGGAAAUUGUAG